Molecule: messenger RNA, 1035 nt
Organism: Gavialis gangeticus (Gharial)
Lineage: Eukaryota; Metazoa; Chordata; Crocodylia; Gavialidae
Gene: BCCIP
Product: BRCA2 and CDKN1A interacting protein
Exons: 7
Cellular component (GO): nucleus
Source: RefSeq, a predicted model, not a curated record
UCCGGCUCCGACUCCGACUCCGACUCCGAGGAGGACAAGCUUCCUGAGGAAGUGAAUAUUGAAUUUGAAGCACAUUCAAUAUCAGAUAAUGACUGUAAUGGUAUAAAGAAAUUACUGCAGCAGCUGUUUCUAAAGGCUCCUGUUAACACUGCUGAGCUGGCUGAUAUAUUGAUACAACAGAAUGCCAUUGGGAGUGUUAUCAAGCAAACUGAAGUUCAAGAUGACAGUGACGAUGAUGAUGAUGGUGAUGAAGAUGAGGUCUUCGGCUUUAUAAGCCUCUUAAACUUAACUGAAAGGAAGGGUACGCAGUGUGCUGAACAAAUUAAAGAGCUGAUUCUAAGUCGGUGUGAGAAGAACUGUGAACAGAGUAUGGUUGAACAGCUGGAUAAGCUCCUAAAUGACACCACUAAGCCUGUGGGCUUCCUGCUAAGUGAAAGAUUCAUUAAUGUACCACCACAGAUUGCUCUGCCCAUGCACCAGCAGCUUCAGAAAGAAUUAGCUGAAAUGCAGAAAACAAAUAAGCCUUGUGGAAAGUGUUACUACUACCUUCUGAUCAGCAAGACCUUUACAGAGGCAACCAAAAGCAAUUCUAAAAGGAGAGGGAACACGCAGCGAAAAGAGGAAUUAAUGUUUGCAAAUGCAGAGGAAGAAUUUUUCUAUGAGAAAGCUCAUCUGAAGUUCAGCUAUUCUGUGCAAGAAGAGAGCGACACGUGUUUGGGAGGCAGAUGGUCUUUUGAUGAUGUGCCAAUGAAACCUUUGAGGACUGUUAUAUUAAUUCCAGCUGAUAGGAUGAACGCAAUCAUGGAUAAACUCAAAGAAUAUCUCUCAGUUUAAACCAUUUCCUAUGAACAAUAUUUUUAAUAGCAAGUAUACAAAAUUAUAAGAUUUUUGAAUAGCUUCAGAAAAGUUCUUUGAUGUCAACAGUUUUGUAUUCCUCACUUACUUUAUAUAUUUUAAUUUGAUAUUUUAAAAUUCCAUGUCCUAAUGGACUUUGUCAUGAUGAAGCAUGCAAUAAAAAAGCCCUACAUUUGUAAA